Nicotiana tabacum (common tobacco) is the source of this 2679-nucleotide messenger RNA. The record is from RefSeq and is a predicted model, not a curated record. NCBI's taxonomy places the organism in Eukaryota, Viridiplantae, Streptophyta, Magnoliopsida, Solanales, Solanaceae.
CAUACACACUAGUUACAUACUAUAAACGAUGCCCUUCCCGCCAUUUGUUCCCUAGGCCUUUCCCAUACGAAGCGCGAAGAGAGAGAGAGAGAGAGAGAGAGAAGUGAGACUGUAGAAUUGUGCUUCAGUGCCGUCAACUCAAUUACGAUAUCAAUCUUCACUCUUCGGUAGAAUCGGCGCGUGUAACUCUCAAGAAAAAUGGAGGAUAGGGUUCCGGCGACAGGGAUGCCGAAGCGUCUAGAAGCGGGUAUUAUUUCAAAAAUCCGGCUGGAAAACUUCAUGUGCCAUAGUAACCUCGAGAUCGAUUUCGGUGACUCCGUUAAUUUCAUUACUGGUCAGAACGGAAGUGGGAAAAGUGCUAUACUGACAGCAUUAUGUGUGGCAUUUGGGAGCCGCGCUAGAGGCACACAAAGGGCCAAUACACUAAAGGAUUUUAUAAAGACAGGCUGCAGCCAUGCCCUUGUUCACGUGGAAAUAAAAAACCGAGGAGAGGAUGCUUUCAAGGCAGAAACUUAUGGUGACCUCAUAAUUGUAGAGCGCAGGAUCUCAGAGUCUACCGGUUCUAUCGUUCUAAAGAAUUACCAAGGUAAAAAGGUGGCUGCCAAAAGAGAGGAACUCCAAGAACUUAUAGUUCAUUUCAAUAUUGACGUGGAAAAUCCAUGUGUAAUAAUGAGUCAAGAUAAAAGCAGGGAAUUCUUACAUUCCGGAAAUGCCAAAGACAAGUUCAAGUUCUUUUUCAAGGCAACACUACUUCAGCAAGUGGAAGAUCUUCUGAUUGGUAUUCAGGUUCAAUUGAAAAACGCAAAUGAACUAGUUGCUGAACUGGAGAAAUCAAUAAGUCCUAUAGUGAAAGAACUUGAUGAGUUGCAAGUAAAGAUUAGAAACAUGGAACAUAUAGAGGAGAUUUCUCAUCAGGUAGACUUGUUGAAGAAGAAAUUGGCAUGGGCAUGGGUAUACAGUGUAGACAGGCAGUUACAAGAUAAAAGUAAACGGAUUGAGGAGUUGAAAGGACGGAUUCCCACAUGUCAAUCUCGAAUAGAUCAGCAUCUUAGGAAGAUGGAGGAAUUGAACGAUCAGUUGGCCAAGAAGAAAGCUCAAAUUGCUCAUUUGAUGGAAAAGACAUCUGAGGUGAGGAGGAUGACAGAAGAGUUGAAGCAUAGUCUUUCUUCGGCUACAAAGGAAAAGCUUGAGCUGGAGGAGGAGUGGCGUCGUAGAGGUAAUUACAUCCAAAAGAUGGCAAAACGGGUCAAGAUGCUUGAACAACAAAUACAUGAUGUGGAUGAGCAGAAUAUUAGAAAUACACAGGCCGAAGAACAUGAUAUGGAGGUGAAGCUGGAGGAGUUCCAAGCUGAGGUUGAUAAGGCUAAUGUUGUAUUUCAAAGGUUGAAGAAUGAAGAAGUUACCUUAAUUGAGAAAAUCAAUCAGGCGAAGGAACAGAUAAGCAAUAUCGUUCAUGAGAUUGAAGAGAAUGACAAGAAGGAUCGUGACAUACGCUCUCGCAUUCGUGAGCUUCAACUUCAUAAAAGCAACAAGGUUACAGCCUUUGGAGGAGGUAGAGUGAUGGGCCUUCUGGAGGUGAUUGAAAGACAUCAUAGAAAGUUCCAGAGGGCGCCGAUUGGUCCAAUAGGUGCUCAUGUGACCUUGGUUGAUGGUGACAAAUGGGGUAUUGCUAUUGAAAGUGCCAUUGGCUCGCUGCUUAACGGUUUUAUUGUAACGGAUCAUAAGGAUUCCCUUUUAUUAAGAGCUUGUGCAAGGGAAGCGAAUUAUAAUAACUUACAGAUUAUCAUUUAUGAGUUCUCUAGACCAAGGUUGAACAUUCCCGAUCACAUGCUUCCCCGGACUCAUCAUCCAACUGCAAUUUCGGUCCUACGUUCUGACAAUCCUACCGUACUAAAUGUCUUGAUUGAUGUGGGUAAUGCUGAGAGGCAAGUACUUGUUAAAGACUAUGAUGCUGGAAAAGCAGUUGCUUUUGAGCAAAGGAUUUCAAAUUUGAAGGAGGUUUACACUUCUGAUGGGUACAAAAUGUUUUCUCGGGGUUCAGUCCAAACUAUUCUUCCACCAAUGAAGAAUGUGAGGAGUGGACAUCUUUCUGGUUCAUAUGACAAUCUAAUUAAAACUCUAGAAAGCGAAGCAUCCGAGGCACAGAUGAAAGCUCGACAAACCAGGGGUAUGAAGAGGAGUAUUGAUGAAGAGCUUCAAGGACUCCAAGAUAAUUUGCAAAGCGCUAAGAAGAGGCGCCAUGAUGCAGAGCGCGUUUUGAGGUCCAAGGAGUUUCGCUUGCAAGAUUUUAAAAAGUCAUAUCUUGCAGAAUCUAGCUCCACCGCUGUAUCAACAGUAGAUGAGCUUCACGUCGAGCAGUCGAAAAUCCGUGAUGAGAUACAUGAAAGAGAAAAUUCAUUGGAAGAGCUUCAAGUGAGGCUGAAUGAAGCCGACACCAAAGCUAAUGAUGUCAAAAUAUCCUUUGAAAAUUUGUGUGAAUCAGCAAAAGUGGAAAUUGGAGCCUUGGAGGAAGCAGAGCGUGAGUUAAUGAUGAUUGAUAAAGAUCUAAAAGACGCAGAAUUGAAGAAGAAUCAUUAUGAAGAUGUAAUGAGUAAGAAGGUUCUUUCCCAACUUAAAGGCGCAGAAGAAGAAUAUCAGGAACUUGAGCACAACCGUAGGGUAUGAAUAGUUGCUUAUAUU